Messenger RNA from Rubroshorea leprosula, 977 nucleotides. The record is from the annotation of a GenBank genome assembly. NCBI's taxonomy places the organism in Eukaryota, Viridiplantae, Streptophyta, Magnoliopsida, Malvales, Dipterocarpaceae.
UCCCACAGAUAACACACCAAGAGCCCUCCCAAGAAAAGAAGAGUUUUUUUCAGCACAAUAUAUGGCGAACCAUCUUUUGUCAUUCUUCUUGUGGUUCUUCCUUUUCUUCUUUUCAGGCUCUUCUUUUUCAGAGGCUCAAAGUGUGCCGGCCAUUUUUUUCAUCGGAGACUCCCUGUUGGAUGUAGGCAACAACAAUUACCUUCCCGUUUCUUAUGCUAAAGCAAAUUUCCCACGCAACGGCAUUGAUUUCCCCACCAAAGAAGCCACCGGACGGUUCUCCAAUGGCAAGAACGCAGCAGAUUUUGCAUCUGAGAAAUUUGGUUUACCGACUUCACCACCCUUUCUGGCACUGGUAGAAAAGAACGAUGCCUCCUUCGAUGCCGGCGUUAGCUUCGCGUCCGGGGGUGCCGGAAUCCUUAAUAGCACCGAUCCUACUUUUAGACUACACAUGUAUGGCGCACGCAAAUUUCUUUUUACCGGGGUUCCGGUGAUUGGAUGCGUUCCUGAAGAAAGGGUCAAGAAUGAAACCGGAGACUGCAAUCAAGAAAAAAACUUCUGGGCCACCAAGUACAAUGAAGGACUGGUGCCAAUGUUGAGAGGGUUGAAAUCAGAGCUUCAGGGCAUGAACUAUACAUACUUUGACACCUACUCUUUCAUGCAAAAAAUCAUCGAAAACCCAUCUACUUACGGAUUCAGUGAGAUUAAGUCUGCUUGCUGUGGGCUUGGGACCCUUAAAGCGGUUGUCCCCUGUUUGCCCGUUGCAGACUAUUGUCCUAACAGGACAGAUCAUUUGUUCUGGGAUCUAUACCAUCCAACAGAAACAGCUUAUCGGAUUUUAGCUGAUGCAGUUUAUGACGGUUCAUCUGAGUAUACAUUUCCGAUAAAUUUGAGGCAGCUGGCUUCUGCGCCCUGAGGCUGGAUUAUAGAAAAGCAGGAGGCAUUGUCUUGGGUAAAAUGUCCCACAAAGCAUUUGUAUC